This is a messenger RNA of Serendipita indica DSM 11827, 1047 nucleotides long. NCBI's taxonomy places the organism in Eukaryota, Fungi, Basidiomycota, Agaricomycetes, Sebacinales, Serendipitaceae. The record is from the annotation of a GenBank genome assembly.
AUGCCGGCUGCCGAUGAAGACUUUACCGACUCCCAAUCUCAGGGAAACACUCAGAAGGAAGGAGGUGAAGUCAUCUUGUCGGCAUCGCUCCCUGAUGUUGCACCGUUUGUGGCACUUAUGAAAGCAAUCAGUGGUCUUUCCAACACAGCCAGCCUAAUCUUCUCUAAAGCGGGAAUACAGAUCGAAGUUGAAUAUAAGAGAGCUCUACAAGCCACGGCCUACCUUGCGAGUUCAUUGUUCGAUGAAUGGUUCUUUGAACCUCCUACGUUGGAUAACGAAGACGACACUAUGGAGCCAGGAAGUUAUACUACAGAGAUCGAAAUCAACCUGGGUAUACUUAAUGAGGUCCUCUCGAUAUACGGCAGUAGCGGUGGUGGCUCUUCUUGGAGGAAGAAAGGCCGAGGCGAUGAUAAUGAAGACGAUGAGGAUAUAAGGGGUCCUCUGGAUCGCUUCAUGAUACCAAGGAAGGCGGCUACGAGCAUGCGAAUGAGUUAUGCGGGGGAAGGUUAUCCCUUACGGCUCUCACUAGCAGAGAGUGCCGAAGGUCCGACGACCGUCUGUCAGAUUCAUACGUUGGUGUCAGAAAGGAGAAUGGAACUCACAUUUGACGACGAGGACAAAAUCGUCAAGAUUAUCAUGAAGUCCACCUGGCUUCGCGACGCCCUCUCGGAAAUCGAUUCCUCAUGUGAUUACAUUACCAUCAUCUGCAACCCUCCUCAGAAGGUCACGCGUGCUGGAAAAGGACGAGAAGAAGCAGUUGACGAUAGCUUCUUUCGCAUCGAAGCAAGAAUGCAAAGAGGGAGCGUAGAGAUGGACUAUCCAAACGAUCGGGAGGUCCUCGAAUUUUUCGAAUGUGGAGGACCUGUGAAAUUCAACUAUUCAUUUGACGUGAUUCAGCGAGCUGUUCGCGCUCUGAGCGUCUCCGUCAAAGUGUCGAUUCGGAUUGACGGUGAUGGAGUUAUGAGUCUGCAAUUCUUGAUGCCGACCGAGUCAUCUGGCGAGCGAAAGACGUGGAUGGAAUUUAGAGUAAUUCUUGGCGAGAGAUGA